This is a messenger RNA of Clunio marinus, 258 nucleotides long. NCBI's taxonomy places the organism in Eukaryota, Metazoa, Arthropoda, Insecta, Diptera, Chironomidae. The record is from the annotation of a GenBank genome assembly.
AUGAUCGCAAACAGCGCACCAACACAAACUCAAGCUCAUAUAGACAUGGAGUUGAGUCUGAUCCCCUAUCAAUACCAGGGUUGUUGGGGAACACACCUGAAGCGAGAAAAAGAAGUCGAGGUGACGACAGCAGAUUUUUUGCUCCUUUUCUUCAUUCCCGAAAAAAAAAGAGAAGAAUUAACAUCACAUGAAGCGAUGUCCAUCGAAGUUGUUUACAUAAGCGCUAAUCUAAAAACUCCCUACAUAGUGGAAAUUUGA